CAUAACCCAGUUGAUGAGGAGAAACAUGGCAUACUCUGCAAAGCCUUCUCACCUUCUUCUCUUUGUUUUCUUUCUCUCAUCACUUGAAUCCAUUCUUGCAACAACACGAGAGGGAGAAGCUCUUGUGAAAUGGAAGAAUAGCCUAGCCCCUUCUUCUUUUCUCGAUUCUUGGUCCCUCACCAAUCUCGAAAAUCUUUGUAACUGGACUGGCAUUACUUGUAACUCUGCAGGUUCAGUCUCUGAGAUUAACCUCUGUGAGAAACAACUUGAUGGAAUGCUGUCCGACUUCGGUUUCACUUCAUUUCCAAAUCUCAAGAAUCUCACCCUCGCAUACAACUUCUUCUCGGGUCCAAUACCACCAGCCAUUCAGAACUUAACAAGGCUUCAAUGCCUUGAUUUAAGCUUUAAUUAUCUCAAUGGUCCUAUUCCGUUCCAGGUGAGCCAUCUUCAGAGCUUGCUCAUCUUGAACCUGUCACAGAAUGCAUUGCAAACUCCAAAUUGGUCCCAUUUCUCUCCCAUGCCUUUCUUGCGCAUCCUCAACCUCAGUUACAAUCCUCUUGCGUCGAAAUUCCCAGAUUUUAUAUCCAGUUCUCAUAGCCUGACUCACCUUAGCCUUAAUUAUAACGAGUUUACUGGUGAUUUAGUACGUGAAUCAGUAUUUGCCGAUCUGCAUAAUCUUGAAAAGCUCAGUCUUGUUGGCAAUUCUUUCGAGGGGCCAUUUCCGCCGGAUAUAUUCAGGCUUUCCAAAUUAAAACAUCUUAGCAUGUCAGAUAACAAACUUUCAGGUUCAAUUCCCAAUGACAUAAGGUUGCUUUGUGAUCUUGAAUACCUAUAUUUAGCCAACAAUUCCUUUGAAGGACCGCUUCCACCAAAUAUAUUCAAGUUUUCAAAAUUAAAACAUCUUGUUCUUUGGGGUAAUAAGUUUUCUGGUUCUGUUUCCAAUGAUAUAGGUUUGCUUUCUGAGCUUGAAACUCUCGAUCUUAGCUCUAAUUUUUUUGAGGGGCCGCUUCCGCCAAAUGUAUUCAAGCUCUCCAAACUAAAAGUUCUCACCCUGUCAAUUAACAAAUUUUUAGGUUCAAUUCCCAAUGACAUAAGGUUACUUUGUGAUCUUGAAUACCUAUAUUUAGGCAACAAUUCCUUUGAAGGACCGCUUCCACCAGGUAUAUUCAAGCUUUCAAAAUUAAAACAUCUUUUUCUUUGGGGUAAUAAGUUUUCAGGUUCUGUUUUCAAUGAUAUAUGUUUGCUUUCUGAGCUUGAAACCCUCGAUCUUAACUCUAAUUUUUUUGAGGGGCCGCUUCCGCCAAAUGUAUUCAAGCUCUCCAAACUAAGGUUUCUUUACCUCUGGGGUAAUAACUUUUCAGGUUCUGUUUCCAAUGAUAUAGGUUUGCUUUCUGAGCUUGAAACCCUCGAUCUUAGCUCUAAUUUUUUUGAGGGGCCGCUUCCGCCAAAUGUAUUCAAGCUCUCCAAACUAAAGAUUCUUUCCCUUUAUGUGAACAACUUUUCAGGUUUUAUUUCUAAGGAUAUAGGUUGGCUUUUUGAACUUGAAACCCUCUAUCUUGGCUCUAAUUUUUUUGAGGGGCCGCUUCCCCCACAUGUAUUUAGGCUCUCCAAAUUAAGAGAUUUGGACCUCUCAGACAAUAGAAAUUUAUUUGAAGGAAGUAUUCCUAUUGGACUGGGACUCUUGACUAACCUCAGGUACUUAGAUCUACAUUUCAGUAAUCUCAGUGGCUAUAUUCCAUCUGACAUUGGAAACCUGAAGCUACUAGUACUUCUUGAUCUCAGUUCUAAUAAAUUGACUGGACCGCUUUCAAAGAUCAUUUCUAAUCUCACAAAUCUUAUAUUUCUUGAUGUAAGUGAUAAUAGUCUUAGUGGAAAUAUUCAGAGUGACUUGUGGAAAUAUAACGAUCAUCCAACUUUGGAAUACAUCGAUUUAAGUGGGAACCAUUUUACGGGUGAGCUUCCAACAACAAUUUGCAAUGUCACUUCCCUUUUGGUUCUUGAUUUGUCAAAUAAUGAAUUAAGUGGUGCACUUCCAAACUGUUUCGGGAAUCUUGCUGAUAGAUUGCUUUUCAUUAAUCUUGCUAAUAAUCAGUUUCGAGGAACAAUACCAACUACUUUCUCCAGGAGUUGUCAGCUGACAUAUCUAAACAUGGAUAAUAAUGAGUUUGAAGGAUUGUUGCGCCCAUCUUUGGCGAACUGUAAGCACUUGAAAAUUCUUGAUAUUGGCAAUAAUAAAAUAGGUGGUACAUUUCCGUCAUGGCUUUAUGCACUUGGAGAGCUAGAAGUCCUUGUCUUGCGAUCAAAUAAACUCUAUGGUACAAUAAGUGGGAGGAGCAUAGAAAAUCCCUUCCCCAAGUUGCGGAUUGUGGAUCUGUCCAACAAUCAAUUCACUGGCCAUUUGCCAAUUCAAUACUUUAAGAAUAUGAAAUCAACUGAUAAUUUGUAUAGUUAUCAGAAUGACACAGGAGUUUUUUCUUUCCAUUAUGAAGCAUCUGUAUCAUUAACUGUGAAGGGAACAGAGUAUGAAGUGAAAAAUAUCCUUCAUAUUUACACAACCAUUGAUCUGUCCUGCAACAAGUUUCAAGGAGAAAUUCCUGACGUUAUUGGAGAGCUUAGAUGGCUUGCAUUGCUGAACUUAUCUCAUAAUAGUCUAACAGGACAUAUUCCAUCAUUGCUGAGAAAUAUGAAAGGACUCCAAUCUUUAGAUUUGUCUUCAAAUCAACUGACAGGGGCUAUUCCACCUCAGUUAACUGCAUUGACAUUUCUAGAGGUCUUGAACCUCUCGGGAAACCAUCUUAGUGGAGAGAUUCCUCAGAAAGGACAGUUCAGCACCUUCAACAAUGAUUCUUAUCUAGGAAACUCCGCGUUAUGUGGAUCACCUUUGACAAAGAAAUGUGUAAACACAGCAUCACCUCCACAGGAAGUCGGAAAUGGUGAUGAAGAUGAUGCUGGCGAUGAAUGGACAUGGGAAGCAAUCGUGAUGGGAUAUGGAUGUGGACUGAUAUGUGGAUUGUCGUCUGCGUACAUUGUUCUCAGACUAGGAAGGCCUUGGUGGUUUGUGAGAUAUAUCGAAGUACUGCAACUGAAGUUGAUGAAAAGAUAUGCAUGAAGAAAGGUACUGGUAGAUCAAGAUGAACUUGAAAGUUGUUGUCGUGGUAGACAUUUGUGAACCAGUACUGUACUAGCUGCUUAAGUAUUUGGUAUUAUGUAAUAAUCCGUUUGGUCGGGACUCAUAAUGAUAUUUCUUGCUUCAGGGGUAUUAAUAUAAACCUUGGUAUUGUGUACUAG
This is a messenger RNA of Daucus carota subsp. sativus, 3288 nucleotides long. RefSeq names its product receptor-like protein Cf-9 homolog. The record is from RefSeq and is a predicted model, not a curated record. Lineage: Eukaryota; Viridiplantae; Streptophyta; Magnoliopsida; Apiales; Apiaceae. Bases 14 to 3109 code for a protein of 1031 amino acids. Gene Ontology annotation, molecular function: protein binding. The transcript is spliced from 2 exons.